AAAUUUUAAAAAGUACACCCCAAAAUAAAAAAAAAACACACCAUUUUCCUUUCUCGCCUCCCUCUCUGGCAGUUAUCCUUUCUGAGUUCGCCGACCACCGCCAUAUCUCUGUAGUUCGAAAGCACUGAAAUCUCCACUGCUUUUUUCUCGAAGGUUUGAGAGUCUAUGUCACUUAAGAAGUGCAUAGCUGUUGUCUGAUUUACUGUAUUCAAGCUUGUGAGUGCCAGAGUAUACUACUACAAUAAGCUGUACAUAGAUACCUUUUUCUGUGUUUCAAAUAUCCUUUCAAAUGUCAGAGAUUGAUAUGGCUGUCAUAAAGCCUGAGAUAAUGAAGUCUUAUAUUUGGCUUCAAACUGUUGAUGGCUCAAUCCAACAAGUUGAACAGGAGAUUGCAAUGUUCUGUCCCAUGAUAUGUCAUGAAGUUAUACAAAAAGGCAUGGGAUCCUCCAAGAAUUAUGCUAUAUCUCUUCCCCAGCAAGUCAAUCCUGCCAUGUUAAGUCUAAUCCUCGAUUAUUGUCGGUUUCAUCAGGUGCCUGGCCGCUCGAACAAGGAGCGCAAAUCUUUUGAUGAGAAGUUUAUCCGAAUGGACACAAAGAGGCUCUGUGAGUUGACAUCUGCCGCUGACAGCCUUCAGUUAAAGCCUCUAGUUGAUCUUACUAGUCGUGCCCUUGCACGAAUUAUUGAAGGGAAAGCUCCUGAGGAGAUACGUGAGAUAUUUCAUUUGCCUGAUGAUCUUACUGAGGAAGAAAAGCUGGAGCCUCUGAAAAAUGCCACCGAUGACCCACGCAUUCGACUGUUAAAUAGAUUGUAUGCAAAAAAGAGAAAGGAACUAAAAGAGAGGGAGAAACUAAAGAAUGUUGAGGUUGACGAAGAGCUUGUUGAUGAUCGUUCAGUUGAUGACCUCUUGUCAUUUAUUAAUGGAGAUGAUGGAGAUUCUAAAGGGAUUAAAACUUCAAAGAGUAAAAAGAAGAACCGAAGAAGAAAAGAUUUGCAGAAGAGCACGUCUGCUCAUGAGGCCACUAAAAACCAUAAUAAGGAGUCAAAUGGUCUUAACUCUGUAUGCCGUAGUGCUGAAGUUCGUCAGAUUCUGCCCAGUGUUGGUGCUACCACAAACUUACAGGAUGUCGAAGAUGAUAUUUUUCCCAAUAAGAACGAGUUUGACGAUGGUGAUAUUGAUGAUGAGAUUGAUCCGACAUUGAAGGAAAAAAUUGAUAGGGAGGUGGAAGAUUUUGCCCGUAGAUUGAAUUCAGAUUGGCCGGAAAGAAUGCAAGAAAUUCUCUCUUUAGGCCAAGAAAAGAAACCAGUGCAUUUGUCACUUAAUGGCAAGGGUUCAUAAGGAGAUAUGCAGACUCAGAUCCGGAGCAGAGGUGAUUCACAAUGAAGGUAUGCCUGAAAAUUUUUGAUGAGAUGCUUUGCAGGUGGAUGAAAGAUGGCUUCUAGAAGGGCCUUGUGGAUCCUUUGUGAGUUUUUAAUUUCCUUUUUAAAGUUUAUUUUUCUUUGUUGUGCUUAGUCAGGCUGCAAUUUUGAUUCUGAGUGCAACUUCUUUUUACUGUAUUUUAUUCAUAUCAUCUUUGUGUAUAUUCUCGUGUUAUAAUAUUACUUAAGGUAUUAUAUAUUUUAUUAUAGUUUUGAGACAUUAAUAAUUGGUAUUAUAUAGAUUUUGAUACACUGAUGUUAGUUUUUCUUUGUUGUGUUGUGCUGUGAUGGUAUAUGUUCAAAAUUAUCGGGUCAUAUAGUACAUGACAUUAUUAUAAUCCGAAUUAUAUCCUAUCUAUAUGGUAUGGUGUAUGUAUUGACAAGAAAAGAAAAAGGUUCAGCUGAAGUUAUCCUUCUCCCAUCCUGAGAGGGGGUCCACACGUGUGAUUCGUCCAUUAAAGAUAGUGCGUCUGUGAGUAGCCGACCAUGUGGGCCCCACUUCCUUGGCAGCUUCAGUGCCUUCUGUCUAGAGAAACCCAUAUGAUAUUCCCCUGAGCUCAGGUCCAUCUCUACCAACACGUGUUUCACUUCGAAUGGUUGGGAAUGGAAUUCGACCAAUAGUUAACCAAGAAAUCAGUGUGGUGGACAUUACCUGUUUCAGUUGUAGUUGUAAAUAUACCAGGAAAUCUGUACGGUCCAUACGGAAACUUUUAACCAUUUUAGACAGUAGCCGGUAACCUUUGAGCUUCAGUAGCUCUCUAUUAUGAUAUAUUGACCCACGCGUUUUCCGUUUUUCAACUACACUUGUCGCUAAGUAGUAAAAAAACAGAAUCAUUCCCUUU
Gossypium arboreum is the source of this 2258-nucleotide messenger RNA. Its product is annotated as SKP1-like protein 21. Gene Ontology annotation, biological process: SCF-dependent proteasomal ubiquitin-dependent protein catabolic process. The transcript has 10 exons. Lineage: Eukaryota; Viridiplantae; Streptophyta; Magnoliopsida; Malvales; Malvaceae. Gene Ontology annotation, cellular component: cytoplasm; nucleus. Bases 290 to 1336 code for a protein of 348 amino acids. Gene Ontology annotation, molecular function: cullin family protein binding. The record is from RefSeq and is a predicted model, not a curated record.